GCUUGAGAGACUUGAAUUUCAACUCUUUCAACUUUCCUCAAUUUUCUCAUUUUCAAAAUACGACCAGAAAUACCCACGAUAAACUAUUCUUCCCAAACACCUUUAACAUGGCGGACGAACUCAAAGCUCUUGGUAAUAAGGCGAUCGCGGAGAAGAACUUCGACGAGGCUAUCUCCAAAUUCACAGAGGCGAUAGAAAUCGAACCUACGAACCACAUCCUGUUCUCGAAUCGUUCUGCUGCCUACGCAUCAAAGAAAGACUACCAACAUGCGCUGGAGGAUGCUGACAAGGUUACAGAGAUCAAGCCUGACUGGGCCAAAGGCUGGGGACGUAAGGGAGCUGCGAAGCAUGGCUUGGGAGACCUCAUUGGAGCUAUGGAUGCGUACGAGGAGGGUUUGAAGCUGGAUCCAAAUAAUUCGCAAAACAAAGCUGGCCUUGCUUCUGUCAAGCGCGCAAUCGAUGCUGAAGCCAGAGAAGACGGUGUCACCGGCGAUCCAUCUGCCGGCCUUGGAGGCAUGUUCAACGACCCUCAACUGAUUCAAAAGCUCGCUGCCAACCCAAAGACAAGCAAGCUCCUAGCAGACCCAAGCUUUAUGGCAAAGCUCCAGCAAGUCAGAAACAACCCAAAUGAUACCCAGUCGAUGUUCUCCGAUCCAAGAAUGAUCCAGGUACUUGGUGUUCUCAUGGGUGUGGACAUGGAUAUGAUGGGAGGCAUGCCAGGUGCGGGUGGAGAGCCAGGAUCUGCACCACGAGAGACCGAGGAGGAUAUCCCAAUGCCAGAUGCGCGCCCUGCUUCUGCUCAGGCACCACCACCGCCCAAGAAGGAGCCCACCCCGGAGCCGGAGCCUGAGGAUGAGGAGGCCGCCGAGAAGGCCAAGGCCAAGGCCGCUGCUGAGGCAGAGAAGAAGUUGGGCACGGACAACUACAAGAAGAGGAAUUUCGACGAGGCUAUUGCACACUACACCAAGGCCUGGGAACUCUAUAAGGAUAUCACCUACCUCAACAACCUUGGUGCUGCCCAUUUCGAGAAGGGAGAGUACGACGAGGCGAUCAAGGCAUGUGAGAAGGCUGUUGAGGAAGGUCGCGAGAUUUAUGCGGAUUUCAAGAUGAUUGCAAAGUCAUAUGCUCGUAUUGGUUCUUCAUACGAAAAGCAGGGAGAUCUGCCCAAGGCCAUCGAGAAUUACAAGAAGUCUCUCACAGAGCACCGUAUCCCAGAAACCGUCAACAAGCUUCGUGCUGCCGAGAAGAGUCAAGUUGAAGCGGCAAGACAGGCACUUAUCGACCCCGAGAAGGCUGAGGAGGCCCGUGAGCUCGGUAACGCCAAGUUCAAGGAGUCAGAUUGGCCAGGCGCGGUUGCAGCAUAUACUGAUAUGAUCCAACGUGCGCCAGAGGACCCACGAGGCUUCAGCAAUCGUGCCGCUGCUUUCAUCAAGCUCCUCGAGUUCCCUAGCGCCAUCGAUGACUGCAACACAGCUAUCAAGAAGGACCCUAAGUUUAUCCGCGCCUACCUACGCAAAGCCCAGGCUUACUUCGGCAUGAGAGAGUACUCCAAGUGUGUCGAUACGUGUACCGAGGCUGCGGAGGUCGAUGUCACCAAGGCUAAUGCGAGAGAAAUCGAGCAACAGCAGCAAAAGGCUUAUGCAGCUAUGUACAGCGCACGUGAGAACGAGACUGAGGAACAGACGAAGGAGAGAAUCCAGAGAGAUCCAGAGAUCAUCGGCAUCAUGCAAGACCCAAUCAUGCAGAGCAUCCUUCAACAAGCCCAAGGCGACCCAGCUGCUCUUCAAGAACACAUGAAGAACCCCGGUAUCCGCGUCAAGAUUCAGAAGCUCGUCGCUGCAGGCGUGAUCCGUGUCGGUAGAUGAUCAGCUCGCUGAGCCAACAACGCUUCAAGGAGAUUUGCGCCAGAGGAAGAUAAUGCAAUGUCUAGCAAUUGAAGUGCCUAUUGGUGAGAGUGGCAAAAAGAGCUGAUGCUAUCAAAUCUAAUGGAGAUCUUAAGCCUGUUUGUAUGGCUUGACGAUAAAUGAGACGUUCUCUAGUCAUAAGCUAGGUAGGAGGUGUACUUUAGGUGCUUGUGUGCUUGACUUUCGUGCUCGGGUUUUAGCGUGUUCAUCAAUCAAUUGCAUUGCGAUGGAAU
Molecule: messenger RNA, 2137 nt
Organism: Cadophora gregata
Lineage: Eukaryota; Fungi; Ascomycota; Leotiomycetes; Helotiales; Ploettnerulaceae
Gene: STI1
Product: Hsp90 cochaperone
Exons: 4
Coding region: 108-1865 (585 amino acids)
Molecular function (GO): Hsp90 protein binding
Source: RefSeq, a predicted model, not a curated record